This is a messenger RNA of Corythoichthys intestinalis (scribbled pipefish), 3243 nucleotides long. Its product is annotated as sperm-associated antigen 1A-like. Lineage: Eukaryota; Metazoa; Chordata; Actinopteri; Syngnathiformes; Syngnathidae. Gene Ontology annotation, cellular component: cytosol. The coding region runs from base 45 to 1130 and encodes 361 amino acids. Gene Ontology annotation, molecular function: protein binding. The transcript has 8 exons. The record is from RefSeq and is a predicted model, not a curated record. Gene Ontology annotation, biological process: axonemal dynein complex assembly.
UUGAGCACUCAGGAAGAGGAGGAACGCUGCAGAGGCUGUGCGGCAUGGGGAACGCGCAGGAGAAACCCCCAGCCGCCGAGCGAGGGGGCGUAUCCGGACUGGACCGGACCAAAGGGGUGCCAAACGGAAACGCCGAUGUGAUCCCUGAGUCACGCCGCCCCUCACCGGACCAGAGUUAUCUGGAUGCCCCGGCUGGUGGUCUCCCGCCCCACCUGGCCCGCAUGAAGAACGAAGGCAACCACCUCUUCAAGCACGGACAGUUUGGGGAUGCGUUGGACAAGUACAGCCAGGCCAUUGACGGCUGCACUCAAGCGGGUAUCGGCGACCCCGAGGACUUGAGCAUUCUCUACUCCAACCGCGCUGCUUGCUUCCUAAAGGUCGGCAAUAGUUCCGACUGCAUUGAAGACUGCACCAAGGCUCUGGAGCUGCAGCCGUUCUACCUGAAGGCGUUGCUGCGCAGAGCGGCGGCCUACGAGUCACUCGAGCGAUAUCGCAAGGCCUACGUGGAUUACAAAACCGUCCUGCAAAUUGACGCCGGUGUACAAGCGGCCCACGAUAGCGUACACAGGAUCACGAGAUUGCUAAUCGAGCAAGACGGGCCCCAGUGGCGUCAAAAGCUUCCAGAAAUUCCCACUGUGCCGCUAUCUGCUCAGCAGGAACAUCACCAGAAACCCGCCAGCAUCCGGCAAGCCCAAGAACGGGCGGCCCGGGCGUCACGCGACCAAGCCAGGCGGAACGAGUCCCGCUUCAAUGCCUUAAAACUCGAAGGCAACGAGCUGGUGAAAAAGUGUCACUUUGAAGACGCUCUGCACAAAUACGACCAAUGCCUCGCCUUAAAACCGGACGAAUGUGCUCUCUACACUAACAGGGCUGUCUGCUUACUGAAGCUGAACCGCUUCGAGGAGGCCAAGCGGGACUGCGACUCAGCUCUCCGCCUGGAGCCCGACAACAAGAAAGCCUUCUACAGACGGGCGCUAGCACACAAGGGUCUGCAGGACUACCUGUCGGCUAGCGGCGACCUACAAGAGGUCCUUCAAUUAGACCCCAACGUCAGGGAGGCUGAGAAGGAGCUACUAGAGGUGACCGCACUUCUGAGACGAAGCCUCAUGGACGACACGGCGCACACGUAGACACCAAAAUAUCACUUCUGUUCAGGUGUGAUGAGCCAACAUCACUGAUGACGCAAUGCGGAACACAAACGGAAGUGGCUGAGUGUGCCUUACCGAGAUUUAAACCAGAUUGACCACAUUUCAGUUUUGAGGAACUUCAGUACAGUAGUUCAGUUUGAUUCACUUAACUCAUUCACAGGCACUGUGUUAAACAACAAAUCCAUUUGAACUGGGAUGGCUGCAAUUGACAGUUAUUAUAGAUGUCCAAUCAGUUUUGACUGGGAGGCAAGGGCGUAGGUUUGGUCUCAAUAUUGGCAGGGACGAUAUACCAUAACUUGCGUGUUGACUUUUUUGCUGGGGGACGGGACAUUGACAGCAGACAAAUUAUUGAACAGGGCUACAUUUCUCAUAAAUAUGAACCUAAUUAUUUGAUAGGCUAAAUGAUCAAUGCAAAAUACAUCUGCUAACUUUAAUAUGUAUUAGUUCAGGUGAUAAACCUUUGUUUUCAAAAACUACUUAAAAAACAUUUUUGAAAAUUUCCAGAAUACAUGUCUGGAUUUUAUUAUCAAAUUUAAAUUGCAAUAUUUGAACUAGGGCUGUCAAACUAUUAAAAUUUUUAAUCGAGUUAAUUACAUCUUAAAAAUUAAUUAAUCGUAAUUAAUCGCAAUUAAUUGCAAUUCAAACCAUCUAUAAAAUAUGCCAUAUUUUUCUGUAAAUGAUAUACAGUGCCUUGCAAAAGUAUUUGGCCCCCUUGAACCUUGCAACCUUUCGCCACAUUUCAGGCUUCAAACAUAAAGAUAUAAAAUUUUAAUUUUUUGUCAAGAAUCAACAACAAGUGGGACACAAUCGUGAAGUGGAACAAAAUUUAUUGGAUAAUUUAAACUUUUUUAACAAAUAAAAAACUGAAAAGUGGGGCGUAUUCGGCCCCCUUGCGUUAAUACUUUGUAGCGCCACCUUUUGCUCCAAUUACAGCUGCAAGUCGCUUGGGGUAUGUUUCUAUCAGUUUUGCACAUCGAGAGACUGACAUUCUUGCCCAUUCUUCCUUGCAAAACAGCUCGAACUCAGUAAGGUUGGAUGGAGAGUGUUUGUGAACAGCAGUCUUCAGCUCUUUCCACAGAUUCUCGAUUGGAUUCAGGUCUGGACUUCGACUUGGCCAUUCUAACACCUGGAUACGUUUAUUUUUGAACCAUUCCAUUGUAGAUUUGGCUUUAUGUUUUGGAUCAUUGUCCUGUUGGAAGAUAAAUCUCCGUCCCAGUCUCAGGUGUUGUGCAGAUACCACCAGGUUUUCUUCCAGAAUGUUCCUGUAUUUGGCUGCAUCCAUCUUCCCGUCAAUUUUAACCAUUUUCCCUGUCCCUGCUGAAGAAAAGCAGGCCCAAACCAUGAUGCUGCCACCACCAUGUUUGACAGUGGGGAUGGUGUGUUCAGGGUGAUGAGCUGUGUUGCUUUUACGCCAAACAUAUCGUUUUGCAUUGUGGCCAAAAAGUUCAAUAUUGGUUUCAUCUGACCAGAGCACCUUCUUCCACAUGUUUGGUGUGUCUCCCGGGUGGCUUGUGGCAAACUUUAAACGAGACUUUUUAUGGAUAUCUUUGAGAAAUGGCUUUCUUCUUGCCACUCUUCCAUAAAGGCCAGAUUUGUGCAGUGUACGACUGAUUGUUGUCCUAUGGACAGACUCUCCCACCUCAGCUGUAGAUCUCUGCAGUUCAUCCAGAGUGAUCAUGGGCCUCUUGGCUGCAUCUCUGAUCAGUUUUCUCCUUGUUUGAGAAGAAAGUUUGGAAGGACGGCCGGGUCUUGGUAGAUUUGCAGUGGUCUGAUGCUCCUUCCAUUUCAAUAUGAUGGCUUGCACAGUGCUCCUUGAGAUGUUUAAAGCUUGGGAAAUCUUUUUGUAUCCAAAUCCGGCUUUAAACUUCUCCACAACAGUAUCUCGGACCUGCCUGGUGUGUUCCUUGGUUUUCAUAAUGCUCUCUGCACUUGAAACAGAACCCUGAGACUAUCACAGAGCAGGUGCAUUUAUACGGAGACUUGAUUACACACAGGUGGAUUCUAUUUAUCAUCAUCGGUCAUUUAGGACAACAUUGGAUCAUUCAGAGAUCCUCACUGAACUUCUGGAGUGAGUUUGCUGCACUGAAAGUAAAGG